Sarcophilus harrisii (Tasmanian devil) is the source of this 730-nucleotide messenger RNA. It is a transcript of the gene GTF2H5, whose product is annotated as general transcription factor IIH subunit 5. Gene Ontology annotation, biological process: transcription by RNA polymerase II; nucleotide-excision repair, preincision complex assembly; nucleotide-excision repair. The transcript has 3 exons. The record is from RefSeq and is a predicted model, not a curated record. Gene Ontology annotation, cellular component: transcription factor TFIIH holo complex; transcription factor TFIIH core complex. Bases 189 to 404 code for a protein of 71 amino acids. Lineage: Eukaryota; Metazoa; Chordata; Mammalia; Dasyuromorphia; Dasyuridae.
CCCGAAGGUGAAAGGAGCAGGCUAGGCCGAGGAGGAACUGUCUUCUCCUCUCCUUGCCGUGCUUCCUUCCUCAGGAGCGGCAGAGCCAAGGGAGGGCCUGGCCCCCGCCAUAGGAUCUUGGGUUUUCUUUCACUUCAUCCCUUUUGUUGCCAUCAUUGACAGCAUUUGACCCUUCUAACUUGGAGAAAAUGGUGAAUGUCUUGAAAGGCGUGCUUAUAGAAUGUGAUCCUGCCAUGAAGCAGUUUCUGCUGUACUUGGAUGAGUCAAAUGCCUUAGGAAAGAAAUUCAUCAUACAAGACAUAGAUGACACCCAUGUCUUCGUACUGGCAGAGCUGGUUAACUUCCUCCAAGAGCGAGUGGGAGAGUUAAUGGACCAGAACUCUUUUCCUAUUACACAGAAAUGAAAAGACUAGAAAAUGGGACUUGACCUAUCUCAGAAACUCUGAAAUUGUAAACAACAAACAAAAAAACCAAGAUUUUUCCAUCUAGCAUUUUAUGAGACUGAUUACUAGAGAAUUAGGCAUUUAUGUAAUGGUUAUUGCAUAUGCAUAUUCUGAGACUAAAUGUUUCCUGUAUUGUUUGGUUUCUGUUCAAUCCAUAGACAACAUGAAUAAAAAUUACUCGAGUUCCCUAUGAUUUGAAUUUUGUUUGCGUAUUACAAUAGAAAUUUAAAUGUAUUCCUGUUUUUACAAAAUUUUGAAAAUAAAGAGGGGAAUAUAAUGUAAUAUGU